AUGGGCGGAUCGCUUACCGAUUACAACAAACAUCUCAUCAUCGGCGAAACCAUCCCACGCUACACAACCAUGACCUAUCAACCAGAACAAAUCUCGGACUUCAUCAUCCUAAACCAAAAUCCAACCGAUGCCUUGAUCCCAGCACUGGAAAGUCAUCUCCCGACUUCCCUACCAGUGCUACGACGCAUUCAAUAUGAUCGCGCCCAUCCACGACAAACCGCUUAUUACGUAGUCAGCGCCAAUCUAACAACCUCACAAUCUUCAACCAACUCCAAAAGUGGAGAACCUUGGAUGGCAGCUUACAUUGACCUUUUCGCUGGUAAAGAGACUCAAGUUUGGGUUUAUUCCAGUCUAGAGGCCGAAAUACCGCCAACUGAACAUAUCAUCAACGGCGAUAAUGAUGAGGAAAUAAGCGAUUUUUCGACUAUUAGUCUCAGAAAACAGGAUAUUGCAAGGGAACAGACAUGGACUCUUUUGCAAUGGAUACAUCGAGAAUUGGUACCUAAUUAUAUGUCUCAUGUAUUGAAAUCCGAUAGCCAAAAUGAGUCAACAGAAGGUCCAGAGCAGAAGAUAAAAGUUAUACCAAAACACAACCCGCCCGCCAUAUUACUCGGCUCGCUACAUACGGGACUCAUGCGACUGCUCACAACCAAUGAUUCCUACAUCAGUGCCCAGUUUCGGCAAGGACUAAAGGUUCAUCGGUACGACACGUUACCUUAUGUGAAGUAUAUAUUUGCGCCGGAGAUAUUUCAGACGAGUAGCAACGAUGAGAACGAAAGCAACCCUCUUCCAGAGGGUUAUUAUUACGGAACUGAAGGACUACGGCCCCAACACGUUGAUCUCGUCAAAUCCCGGACACAUAUUCCUCGUGAAAGGGAGACGUUGCUUGCUAUGCCUAGCGCGGUUGUAUAUCGAAAUACUAAUAACAAUUCCGCCGAGCAGACGCCUAUUGCAUGGGGGUUUCUGGCGUUUGAUGGCUCUUUGGCAACAUUACAUGUUGAACCGGAGCAUCGCGGGAAAGGAAUUGCGGUUAUAUUGUCGAGGGAGGUUAUGAGGAGGGGGAUGGCUAGUGGUGUUUAUGGAUCUGAUUCGAAGAGAUUGGGGUAUGCGCAUGCGGAUGUUGCUAGGAACAACGUGGCGAGUAGGAGGGUUAUGGAGAAGGUUGGCGGUGGGAUUGGGUGGAGGUGGAGUGUUACUUGGGCUGUCGUUGAGAUUGUUGAUAAGUAGAUGGACUGCGGUACAUUGGAUAUAUAUAUAGACUAUUCGGAUGAUUCUUCGACAUUCUU
Molecule: messenger RNA, 1286 nt
Organism: Talaromyces stipitatus ATCC 10500
Lineage: Eukaryota; Fungi; Ascomycota; Eurotiomycetes; Eurotiales; Trichocomaceae
Product: GNAT family acetyltransferase, putative
Exons: 2
Coding region: 1-1227 (408 amino acids)
Source: RefSeq, a predicted model, not a curated record